AGGCUAUACCAAGGCGUGUUUCCUCCUAGCUUCCUCUAUAAAGAGCAGAAGGAGGUUGGGGUGCCCUUCAAGGAACCAGGUCCAUUGAACCCAGUCCAUCUCCUCCUGCUCCCAGUUUUGCUCUCCAGGACAUGGCAGGCCCCACAACCAUGGCAGCCAGCCUCCUCCUCCUGGUUCUGUGUACCCACUGCAUUGCCCCUGCAGGCUCUGUGACCAUACCGUCUUCCUGUUGCAUGUCCUUCAUUUCCAAGAAAAUUCCUGAGAGCCGAGUGGUAAGCUACCAGCUGUCCAGUGGGAGUAUCUGCCCCAAGGCAGGAGUGAUCUUCACCACCAAGAAGGGCCAGAAGUUCUGCGGUAACCCUAAGAAGCAGUGGGUCCAGAGGUACAUGAAGAACCUGAACAGCAAGCAGAAGAAGGCCUCAUCCUGGGGCCAGGGCAACGGGCACCCAAGUCUGUCUCCAGAGACGCCCUACUGAUAGCUGCAUCUCACCAUCUCCUGGCCCCUGUCCUGAAGUUGCAUCUUGGUCUUAGUUAUUUGCCAGGCUGCUUGGGGCCUGGUGAGCCAGUGGUGAUAAGUGAAGAGCUAACGUUCCUGUUUCUUAGCAUCACUUGCAGGGGAUGUGUCUAGUCUAUAAAAACUCGUGGGAUCUGAGCAAAGGCUCCAAGCAUCCUGUGGUCCUGGCCUUCCCUGAGCUGGGGAGAAGGGCCUUUGUCCUCCUUCUGAGCUGGAGCUGGCUCUUCCCCUGCCUUCCAGGCACCAUCAGAGCCCAGGUGCAUGAGGCCCAACCUGUACACAAACUUGCUUGCACCUUAGCCUGCUGCUGGCUUCUCUGGACCCUCUGGUCUUGCGGUGGGGCCUACAGGCUAUCAUUCAUCUAUCUAUCUAU
Rhinolophus ferrumequinum (greater horseshoe bat) is the source of this 887-nucleotide messenger RNA. RefSeq names its product C-C motif chemokine ligand 24 (gene CCL24). Lineage: Eukaryota; Metazoa; Chordata; Mammalia; Chiroptera; Rhinolophidae. Bases 132 to 476 code for a protein of 114 amino acids. The transcript is spliced from 3 exons. Gene Ontology annotation, molecular function: chemokine activity; CCR chemokine receptor binding. Gene Ontology annotation, cellular component: extracellular region. Gene Ontology annotation, biological process: immune response; inflammatory response; positive regulation of ERK1 and ERK2 cascade. The record is from RefSeq and is a predicted model, not a curated record.